Molecule: messenger RNA, 1354 nt
Organism: Priapulus caudatus
Lineage: Eukaryota; Metazoa; Priapulida; Priapulimorpha; Priapulimorphida; Priapulidae
Product: 52 kDa repressor of the inhibitor of the protein kinase-like
Exons: 2
Coding region: 209-1024 (271 amino acids)
Molecular function (GO): sequence-specific DNA binding
Source: RefSeq, a predicted model, not a curated record
CGUAGAGUGAACUAUAUGCCUACGGCAAUGCCUACGGAACUCUAGAAUCUUUGGUCACAAGUGACAGGCCUAUGGUAGUAGGUCAUUGGUCGCUAGAAGCGCCAUUUAUGUUAUCACUUUCACAAUAUCAGCAGAUACAAAGAUUUUUUAACACAAUAUAAAUAAACGAAUAACACGAAUUCUGAUUUUUGCUGUGUGCCGAUUCGUCAUGGCUUCUACGUCAACAAGCUCAGCUCACUGUUCUGCUCCAAAUUGCUCGAAUCGUCAGUGUAAGCGACCCGACCUGUCUUUCUUCAGGUUCCCCAAGAAUACGGAAAGAUGUCAACAGUGGGUGCAGAGUACUCGUCGACAAGAUCUGCUAAACCGACCCGUGGUGUACUUGUCAGACAACUGCCGUCUUUGUUCUGAACACUUUGAACUUGACCAAUUCUCCAACAAGCAGACCAAGAACAGGCUAACAUGGAAUGCAGUACCAACCCUCUUUGAUAUGCCAAAUCCCUUGAAACAUCUGUCGACCACCGCAUGCAGGUCACUCAAAAGGAAGCUUGAGAACAUCCCAUCUUCACACAACCCUUCAAAAAAGCAAAGAGGUAGCGACUACACACAGACUGAACAUUCUUACUGCUUAGCUGCAGAUCAAAUUCAUGAGAAUGCACCCAGCAGUGUUUCUCCACCUCCUGAUACAGAUGAUCACAGCAGAGCUCUGAAGAAGGAAAGACAGCGUACGUUCCGGCUCAAAAAAAGAGUAGAACAGUUGAAACAAUCAAUCAAAAAGGAAGCUAAAGAAAGUGAAACAAUUAGUGACUUGAUAAGAGGAGCUGGUAAAUUUUUACAGGAACCAGCACUAUCUUUCUUUGCGUCACAAUUGCGGAAUGCGUCAGGACGUAGAAGAGCAAGAGGAAGACGAUGGAGUUAUUCAGACAAGGAAGUUGCCUUGUCCCUCUACCACCAGAGUCCCCAUGCGUAUCACCUCUGCCAGCGCAUUUUCACACUUCCGUCAGUCACAUCACUGCAUAGGUGGUAGAGUAAUAUCGAAGUGAGGCCUGGGUUUCCCUCUAAGGUCUUUGAACUUUUGAAAGACGGGGUAGCAGGAAUGGCAGAGAGGGAUAAGUUCUGUGUAGUGUCCUUUGAUGAAAUGAGUCUACGUACAGGCCUCUCAUACAAUAUUACAGAAGAUUCAGUAGAAGGUUUUGAGGACUUUGGAUCCCUAGGGAAGAUUUGAAGAAUUUCGUCGUGUAAACGAGGCAAUAGUGAAUCAUUGACCUAAAAUGUACACAAAAUGUAUAAGGUGGUAUGGCAUGUAUUGUAAUAUGUAAAGGUUCUUAUUUCUUACUGUUGGGGGAAGUGGAAUGUA